CUGAAAAUGAGUUGCAGCAACAGUCUCGCCCAGGUGCAAAAGGUGGUGGAACAGCUUCGGAUAGAGGCAAGCAUGGAGAGGACAAAGAUUUCUUUCACUGCAAUAGACUUGGUCCAAUACUGCCUGGACCACAGGCGCAGUGACCCUUUAAUAACUGGCAUCGCCGCCUCUUCCAACCCAUUCAAAGAUAAGAAGUCCUGCGUGCUGCUAUGA
Nerophis lumbriciformis (worm pipefish) is the source of this 213-nucleotide messenger RNA. The record is from RefSeq and is a predicted model, not a curated record. Lineage: Eukaryota; Metazoa; Chordata; Actinopteri; Syngnathiformes; Syngnathidae.